CUCAAAGGAAAUGGUUUUAAAGCUUUGACCACAUGACAUACGAGCAACAACUGCUGCAGGGAUGAACCGCUGGAGCAGGGGAAGUGGGCCGCGCAGAGGGAGGCUGAUGAUGCUGCUGUGGAUUAUCCUCUCCAGCUCGCUGUGCCGCAUGGUCGACGGACAGAUGAAGAUCUCACCGGAAACGGUGCAAAAGUGGGCUGUGUCCUUCAGCAAAGAGAUAGCUGCUCUGUCCGCCAGAUACUCUGGAGCUAAACUGCUGCAGAAGAAAUACAAGGAUGUGGAGGCAGUGGUGAAGAUAGAGGAGGUGGACGGAGAGGAGCUGGUGAAGAAGUUUGCUGAGGAGAUGGAGGAGAUGCUUGGGAGGAAGAUGAAAUCUGUGAAGAGGUUAGCAGAAGCAGCGGAGGAUGCUGACCUUUACCACGAGUACAACGAAACUCUAGAGUUUGAAUACUUUAACUCCAUGCUGAUCAACAAGGUGGAUGAGGAUGGGAAUUCACUGUCGCUGGGAGGAGAGUUCACUCUGGAGAAAAACGAACACUUCAAUAAGCUGCCAGUCAACACGCAACUGAGUAACAUUCAAGUCCCUACAAAUGUUUACAACAGAGAUACAGAUAUUGUGAACGGAGCCUACAUGUCUGAGGCUCUGAAUGACGUAUUCAUUGAUAACUUCAAGAAAGAUCCAACUCUCACCUGGCAGUACUUUGGCAGCGCUACAGGCUUCUUCAGGCUCUACCCAGGGAUCCAGUGGAUUCCAGAUGAAAAUGGUGUUGUCACCUUUGAUUGCAGGAACAGAAACUGGUAUAUCCAGGCAGCCACAUCACCUAAAGAUGUAGUAAUCGUGGUGGAUGUGAGUGGCAGUAUGAAGGGACUACGACUGACCAUAGCCAAACACACCAUCAAUACUAUACUGGACACACUGGGAGAAAACGACUUUGUUAACAUCAUUGCAUACAGUGACUAUGUUCGCUACGUGGAGCCCUGCUUCAAGGGCACGCUGGUACAAGCUGAUCUGGAUAACAGAGAGCAUUUCAAGCUUUUGGUUGAUGAACUUCAUGUCAAAGGCGAGGGCAAAGUGAAAAUUGCGAUGAAGGAGUCUUUUAAGAUCCUCAACGAGGUUGCAGCACUGGGCCAGGGCAGCCUGUGUAACCAGGCCAUCAUGCUGAUAACAGACGGAGCCAUGGAGGACUUCCAGGAUGUUUUUGAAGAGUUCAACUGGCCAGAACGACGGGUUCGAGUGUUCACCUAUCUUAUUGGCCGAGAGAUGACAUUUGCUGACAAUGUUAAAUGGAUUGCCUGCAACAACAAGGGUUACUACACACACGUCUCCACGCUGGCUGAUGUCCAGGAAAACGUUAUGGAGUAUCUCCAUGUUCUGAGCCGGCCAAUGGUCAUCAACCACGAUCACGACAUCAUCUGGACUGAGGCCUAUAUGGACAGUGUGCUGUUCAACACUCAGGCCCAAAGCCUCCUGCUGAUGACCUCAGUAGCCAUGCCUGUGUUCAGCAAAAAGGAAGAGACUUUGUCUCAUGGGAUUCUGCUGGGAGUGGUAGGGACAGACGUGGCCUUGAGAGAACUGAUGAGAUUAGCUCCUAGAUACAAGCUGGGUGUACAUGGUUACGGCUACCUUAUCACCAACAACGGCUACAUCCUGUCUCAUCCUGACCUACGACCUCUGUAUAAAGAGGGGAAGACGCUGAAGCCAAAACCCAAUUAUAACAGUGUUGAUCUGGCAGAGGUGGAAUGGGAAGACACAGAGGAGAAACUGAGGACAGCCAUGGUUAAAGGAGAAACUGGAACGUUGUCUUUAGACGUGAGAACUUCAGUGGAUAAAGGAACGAGGGUGAUGUUCCUGAAGAAUGAUUACUUCUACACCGUCAUCAAUGAGACACCGUUCAGUCUGGGUAUCGUGCUGACCAGAGGAUAUGGAGAGUAUAUCUUCAUCGGAAACGUCUCUGUUGAGGAGGGUCUUCAUGACUUACUGGCUCCAGACCUGACCAUAGCCAGUGAAUGGACCUACUGUGAGACAGACAUUGACCCGGCCCACCGUAAGCUGACCCAGCUGCAGGCUGUGGUGCGAUACCUCACUGGCAAAGAACCUGAUCUGGAUUGUGAUGUACAGUUGUUGCAGCAAACUCUUUUUGAUGCUGUGGUCACGGCUCCUAUGGAAGCCUACUGGACCGCUCUAAUGCUGAACGCAUCUGGUAUGGAGGAGGGUGUAGAAACAGCAUUCAUGGGGACCCGAUCAGGCCUGAUGAGAUUCCAGAGAUACGCUGGUGUUGAGAAAAGAGUUGGGAAGUCUUUCCUGACCUCCACAGACAAGGAGAAUAUGUUCACGUUGGACCAUUUCCCAGUGUGGUACCGCAGAGCAUCCGAGAACCCAGCUGGACAGUUUCUGUACUACAUGCCCAGGCAGGAGACAAGAGCAGGGAGGAUAGUGAUCGCCACCACUUCUGUCACUGUGACGGUGGGCAAGAAAACUGCCAUCGCUGGAGCCAUCGGUAUCCAGAUGACUCUGGAUGUGUUGGAGUCUAAAUUCUGGGCCAUUGCAGCACAGCCAAAUGACACAGAUUGCUCUGACGUAGAUGGGAUUUGUCCUCUUCGGUGUGACAGCGUUGAUAUUGCAUGCUACAUGAUUGACAAUAAUGGCUUUGUCCUAAUUUCUAAACAGCGCAAUGAUGCGGGUAGAUUUUUUGGCGAGAUUGACGGAUCAGUAAUGACAACACUAAUCAGAAUGGGCAUGUUCAAAAGGGUGUCCUUGUUCGACUACCAGGCCAUGUGUAAGAUGAACUCGCACUCUGUCAGCAGCGCCCGUCCACUUCUCAGUCCGUUUUAUGGUUUGGCUUCAGCCCUCAAGUGGUUCCUCUCCAACUUCCUACUGUUUCUCCUGGAGUUUAAUUUCUGUGGCUUUUGGCACACGGAGCAUUUUGCUGACGCCAAGGCAUCUUUCAGCGUGUCCUCGGCUCAUAAGAAAAGAGGGGACAUUCUUCAGCCGUGUGACACCGAGUACCCCAGCUUUGUCUACGAGCCGUCAGUCAAAGAGACCAACAGCAUCAUUAAGUGUGGACGCUGCCAGAAGAUGUUUGUGGUGCAACAGAUACCAGACAGCAACCUGUUGAUGCUGGUGGUGCAGGCGGACUGUGACUGCUCCAAACAGUACCCACCCAUCACCAUGGAGCCCAAGGAAGUCAAAUAUAAUGCCUCAGUGAAGUGUGACAGGAUGAGGUCCCAGAAGAUCCGCCGCCGCCCCGAGUCCUGCCACGCCUACCACCCCCAGGAGAACGCCAAUGACUGUGGAGGAGCUUCUGUUAUAUCUCUCUCUGCAUCUCUCUUCCUCGCCUGCCUCUCCUUCUCCACACGUGUCUCCUGAUGAUGGACAACUUUGCUGUUUCAACUCAAUUUCUCAUAUAAACGAGGAGAUUGGAAUGAAUCAGGAUCAGUGUUUGGACACUGGACACAUCAAGUGGGUUAAAAAAAAAAAAACGUUCUACCCAUGACGACCACAAUAGUCUCUACUGACGGACCUUUGAUGUGUUUUUUUAAGCAUUUAUUGGUUAACUCAUGGAAAGUAUACAUCUGAACUGAAAACUGCAACAAAAAAAAGCAAGUUAUAGGCCGUUGUUGCCGUGGAUACUUUUCCAUUAGUUGCUUUCUCAUACACCAUGUUGCAUCUCAAAAUGAAAGAGGGACUAAAGAGAUGCAGGUGGCAGCUAUGACCUGAAUUGAUAAAAGAGGAUUACGAGUCACAUGAUGCAACAGAAGAAAGUCCAGGGGGGAAUAUAUUAAUCAUUUUUCAUAUUCCACUGAACUGAAUAUUGCAGUACAUGCAUAUUAUAUAUGCAGCUGCAAGCAUGUGCAACUGGAGAACUUUAUCCCCUGAAAGCUUCAUAUUCUGACUAUGUUUUAAACAUUGAAUGAGAGACAGGAGAGAAGGGCUACAGCCAUAUGUGGAAAACAUUGUUGUUUAACAUCAGUGUUGCUGCUGAAAGUCAGAUUAGAGGAGGGUGUUUACAGUAUAGGUUUCUCUAAAUCUAAUCUCAAAGGGCGAUGGUUCAGUGCCAAGAAAGUACCUGCAGUGGAGUUGAUAAAAAUUAUCAAAAAGUAUGGGACGUCACUUCACUAUCUUGUUUGUUUUUUUAAACUUGGAUUACAUCCAAAAAAAUGUUUCUGUGACAUAUCUUUGGAAAAAAAUGUCCUUGCCUUUAUGUUUUUAUCAGCUGUGUCUUUCUGUUUGUUUGUAAUUAUGUUUGGCUGGAGACCACUGUGGAACUCACAGGAUGUAGAUCUACAAUCAAAAAGGAUAACAAAAAGAUGGAUUGUUUUUUAGAUAAAUACAUGCAAUGAAAUGGAUUCAAGGCAAAACUGGAAGGAAGAUGCAGUUGUACCAGAGCAUCAGUGUUUCCUUUUUUUAUGCUGUUGACUAUGCAUUUACUGGACUGGGUUUUUUCAGAUGCUUUACCUGUGUCCCAAGGUCAUGCAUUUGCUUCUAAGCCCUUGGACUAUACAACAAUAUAAUUGUAUAACUUCAUGAUUAAAUAAAAAAUGCUCUCAGUUUGGGAAACAAGUUUAUAUUAUGAACAAAUUAAAAUGUGAAAUGUUCAUAUGAGUAAUCGCAAUGUACAUUAACAGGGUGCAUUUCUUUGCAUUGGGUAUUUUUGUAUUUGCUUGUGUUUCAUAUUCUGAACUUCAGCAUUUCAUUGUGUUUUGGGCUGUGAGUGUCCCUGUAGCAUUUUCUAUGGUAUUUCUGAAUCAUCUUACGAAGCAUGUCUUUAAGUUGAGCUUACUCUGAUGACAAAAUUGCCUGAGAAUUUGCCUGUUUGUGAAAAGGCUCUGAUACAUAUUGUGUGUGAAUGUGCAGCAUUGCAAUGUUGCGUCUCGCUGAGAUUUUAUGAGUAUUUUUUUCAUGUGUCUCAUUUUUGUUUGGAAUUUUACUAUACCGUAUUCUAUAUUGUAUGGUUGACAUGUGUACAAGUUGUGUGUUGACUGAAGUCAUGAUUUGAACCAAGUAAAAUAAAUUA
Trematomus bernacchii (emerald rockcod) is the source of this 5015-nucleotide messenger RNA. RefSeq names its product calcium channel, voltage-dependent, alpha 2/delta subunit 4a (gene cacna2d4a). The coding region runs from base 62 to 3367 and encodes 1101 amino acids. NCBI's taxonomy places the organism in Eukaryota, Metazoa, Chordata, Actinopteri, Perciformes, Nototheniidae. The record is from RefSeq and is a predicted model, not a curated record. Gene Ontology annotation, cellular component: voltage-gated calcium channel complex. The transcript is spliced from 40 exons. Gene Ontology annotation, molecular function: voltage-gated calcium channel activity.